Molecule: messenger RNA, 645 nt
Organism: Danaus plexippus (monarch butterfly)
Lineage: Eukaryota; Metazoa; Arthropoda; Insecta; Lepidoptera; Nymphalidae
Product: transcription initiation factor TFIID subunit 10-like
Exons: 2
Coding region: 2-379 (125 amino acids)
Biological process (GO): transcription initiation at RNA polymerase II promoter
Cellular component (GO): transcription factor TFIID complex; SAGA complex; nucleus
Molecular function (GO): promoter-specific chromatin binding; RNA polymerase II general transcription initiation factor activity
Source: RefSeq, a predicted model, not a curated record
UAUGCAGAUGAGUCGUUUAGGCACGGCCAUGGACGAGGACGGCGCCGGUCACGCUUUGACCGACUUCUUGUUACAACUAGAGAACUACAAUCCUUCAAUACCAGACUCGGUGGUUGCGUACUACUUGAAUAUGUCUGGCUUCGAAUCUCAAGAUCCUAGGUUAAUCCGUCUGAUAGCGUUGGCGUCACAGAAAUUCCUAUCGGAUGUAGCGAAUGAUGCACUCCAGCACUGCAAGAUGAGAACGUCCAGUCAGAUGACGCAGAGUACUAAAAACCAGAAAGGUCCAAAGGAAAAGAAAUACAUCAUGACAAUGGAGGACUUAGUGCCGGCAUUACAAGAGUACGGCAUCUCAGCCAAGAAACCGCACUACUUCGUCUGAUUGAGGUUAACAGUAUAGCUAAUGGGUUCGGUGAAAGGUAAUUUAAGUCUUUAUGAACAAUAAACGCCUACAUCGACGCAAGUAACGAAGCAGAAUACAUUCAAGUCGGGGGAAUUAGUUAAAUUUAUUUAAAUUGGUGUUUCUGUAUCGGGAUUUGUUUUCAAAUAUUUAAUUAAUGUUAUAACGGACACAUUGUUACAUUUCUAUUCCGUAUAUCGACUGUAAUCUGAAUAUUUGCUUUGUAAUAAAUUAUAAUUGAAACAUUA